CGCCAGGUUUGGAGGGCCGAGCCUUGAGCUCUUAGGGAGACGGAUAGAAGUGCUGCUGCACCUUACACUACUGCAUUUUCGGGUCCGCAAAAUCCCGCAGAAACCCCGACUUGCACGCGAUGGCCGCCGCGGCGCCCGCUCUUCCCACCUUCCUCCGGCCGCGUCCUUCCUCGCCCUUCGCCCCGUCCAUCCCGCUUCUUCACCGCCGCCACCCGCCUCCAUCUCGUCUGCACCCUGUCCAGCCCGCCGCCCCCCUCUCUCCAAUCUCAGCUGUGGAUAAGACGAAGGGUGCCGCUGUGGCAGCCGAUGAGGUCGAGCUUGAGGGGAUGUCGCCGGAGUUCUACGACGAGGAGUGGCAAGCCAAUCAACGGGAGAGGACUAAGGAAUGGCAUGCAUAUCGUCAGAAAGAGGAAGCAGAGGAGGAAAUAAAAUCAAAUGAAUACCGAGAGAUUGGGAUGCGCUUGAAAGCUUACCCACAGGAAGAAGUCUGCAAAGCUAGGGUUUUAGUUUCAAGUUUCAUAAGAGCCGGUGAAGAUGUUGAAAAGGAAAUUGAGAAGGCUGCUGAAAGAGGAGAACUUACUGAACUUGUUCUCAUGGUCAUUCGGAAUCGACUUGAUGUUGCUCGGCGUGAUGAUGAGAAGGAUGCCAUCAGAAGCCUUGAUCUCUUGUAUAGAAGGGUAGAGACAGAGAUUUUAAGGAGUGAAGCAACUCCUGCCAUGAGAUUACUCGAUGAACUUUUGAAUAUUCAUGAUGGGUCUGAUGAUGACAAAUGGCUAAAGACAUGUAGAAAGCACAUGAUUGAAGUUUUUCCAAGAGAGGACCCAUUCACUAUGGUCUUUCCUGCUGGGUUCGACAUGGAGAAACAUGAAGGGCAGAUCAAGCUACCACCUCAGAGUGAUGAUGUUCUUCUGAGAGUUGACUUUGUCAGAGAAGUUGAUGAGCUGCUGAAAGAAGUUCAAGCUGAACAAGAAAAGAACAAGUUGCAAACUGGAUAUGACCCGGAAUCUGUUGCAACCAUGUUGAAACAGCAAGAGAAGAUGCGGACCAUACGUCAAGUGGAAGCACUCUUGGAGCUGGCAGCCACCCUGAAAUGGUGAGGUCCGAGUAUGGUUUUGUUCUCUGUGCAAAACCUAGAAGCCAUCGACUUGCCUGGUGCUUCCACUGCUGCAAUAGCGCCUUCAAGCUGAUUUUUUUGUUUCUGCUAGUUAAGUAUAGAAACUGUUACUGUCGAGAGUAGAGUCGUGCCAUUCUGCUUCGCUAUACUGUGCACUUGUAUGUGUGGAGAGAGAUAUAGCGAUGUUCAUUUGCACCAUUGAUAAUGGUUCUACAUGCAGCUGAUCGUUUUUCUGAAUCUCAA
Molecule: messenger RNA, 1357 nt
Organism: Brachypodium distachyon (stiff brome)
Lineage: Eukaryota; Viridiplantae; Streptophyta; Magnoliopsida; Poales; Poaceae
Product: protein PALE CRESS, chloroplastic
Exons: 7
Coding region: 120-1097 (325 amino acids)
Biological process (GO): leaf development; chloroplast mRNA processing; leaf morphogenesis
Cellular component (GO): chloroplast; etioplast; amyloplast
Source: RefSeq, a predicted model, not a curated record